Fusarium fujikuroi IMI 58289 is the source of this 810-nucleotide messenger RNA. RefSeq lists its product as uncharacterized. NCBI's taxonomy places the organism in Eukaryota, Fungi, Ascomycota, Sordariomycetes, Hypocreales, Nectriaceae. The coding region runs from base 1 to 810 and encodes 269 amino acids. The transcript has 2 exons. The record is from RefSeq and is a predicted model, not a curated record.
AUGCAUACAAUUUCGAUCCUCACUCUAAUACUCUCGAUCCUCGCAAAUCGUGCUCUAUGCAGCACCAAAUUCCUGCGUCCUCCAGAAUGGAAAUUAGAUGUCGACGGCGAUGCUGGCUUCGGACAGAAUAUACAGUACAAUGUUGGGGAUACGAUUCAGCUCCUUUGGGAGACCGAUCUCGACAAAGUUGAGCUCUACUUGAUCCAACAAAUAGAUUCAACGGACUGGGAUGACAGAGUAUUAGACGCAUCUCGUACUGAGUGGAAGGCCGAGUGGGAUGUAUUAGGAAUACUGGAGGGAAAUGAAGACUCUGUGUACCACUUUGCCUUGGGCGAUCCUCACGCCGGUUAUCUGGGAUUCAUUGCUACGACGCAAUACUUCAAUGUCACCGCUCCGAGACUCUGGACCACGAUCACCUCCGCGUGGACUCCCCUUACAAUACAAAGCAUGUCUUUUUCAGGGGUUGCAACGUCCGCUAAGCAGCCACUCCCAACAUCUACGGCCACAGAUCAGAGCUCGGAUUCAAAUACUGAUCCAAAUCCCGACUCUGGAAUGACCAAGGGCGAAGUUGCUGGUGCCGCGGUUGGGGGCACCAUCGGCGGUCUAAUACUUCUUGGGGUUGUCGGAUGGUUCAUCUGGAGACGAUUAGGACGAAGCGAAAAAGAUACAGGCGUCUCAGUGGUCUCUCAGAGUCACCACCAACAAUUCCACUCUUCCGAGACAAAGGCUGAGCUACCUGGUGACUCGGCACUGGGGAUGAAUCCUUCAGGGUAUGCUAGAAGUCCACCGGGGCUGCAUGAAGCGCCUUGA